This is a messenger RNA of Aspergillus heteromorphus CBS 117.55, 1820 nucleotides long. Its product is annotated as putative RING finger domain protein. Lineage: Eukaryota; Fungi; Ascomycota; Eurotiomycetes; Eurotiales; Aspergillaceae. The record is from RefSeq and is a predicted model, not a curated record. Gene Ontology annotation, molecular function: ubiquitin-protein transferase activity. Gene Ontology annotation, cellular component: SUMO-targeted ubiquitin ligase complex. The transcript has 3 exons. Bases 479 to 1504 code for a protein of 341 amino acids.
CUGGAACCUGUUCCGACCGACAAUCCUGGAAGUUGGAACCCGGAAGGGAUCCCAGUGGGAGUGGAUGUGGGAGUGGAUGUGGAUGUGGUGGUGCUUGGGUGGCCAGCCAGAACAAUGACCCUCUGCCAGGCCUCGGACCCAGACAGAACCACCGUCACUCACUGCAACCCAAGACACAACCACCACCACCACAACCACAACCAUUCUUCUGACAGCAGUAUUAUUCAUUCCCUUCCCCUACCACUAACACUAAGAAUGGCCACCACUCCACCAACCCCAUCUGAGGCCUAACUCCGGCCGCUCCCUACUACUACCUCCACCUCCACCACCACUACUACUCCACCAACUCCUUCUCUUCCCACCAACAAAUCACCCAUCGCCCCGUCCUUGCUUUCGCUUCUCCCGCUGCUCAUCUCCCCUUCUCUCUCGCCUCAUUCUCUCCUGAUCCGUGGCAUCCCUCAACCCUCGCCUCGCAACCAUGAGUGACGACUCAGCCGUUCAGUUUGUGGCUUCUCGCCCGAGAAAGCGACAGCGACGUGAAAUAUCCGAUUCCUCCACAGAACCAGCCUCAGGUGGACCGUCCUCCUCGUCCUCACGAACUCCGGGCCAGCCGUUGCCACCAGCCCAAAGAUAUCCCGGCGAUGGCCUGGACUUCCGCCGGCCGGUAUCAUCGCACUUGGACGAUGUAAUUGACCUCACCAACGAACCCGACUCCCCCGACCGUCAUGAGCAGCCGCACCCAUCAUCGGACACUGGUCGCCGUCAACGACCUCCAAGGUUCCCCCGAGAUAUACUAGGAGAGGUCGUGGAUUUGGAGGAAGAGCCUGAGGAACACCCGCCGAGCAGCCCCGAAGUCCAGUUCGUCGGGGCAACUAUCCGACGUCCACAAUUACCGCCCCCGCCACCACUCCCCUCCUACCCCCGGGAUGAGGGGUCCUACCACUUCUGGAACCAGUUGGUGCAACUGAGGCCGCCUUUACUGGCUCUGCCACCGUUCAUGUACCCAGAAAACGACCGACCAGACAUCUCUUUUCGCCGACAUGGCCAUCGCACAAGCAGAAGGGGCCCACUCCCACGCCUUUCUGGAGUGGAGUCUUUAUGGAUUGGGGAUGACCCGGCGAUUGACCUGACAAUCAACCUGGAUGUUGACGGACCGUUGGGGCUGGACUACCAACUAACAGGGCUCACACCAGAAAGGGCGCCCGUCAAUUCAUAUAAGCCACCCAGCCCGCCACCAGAGGGGUAUACCAGGAAUGUUGGAGAAGAUGACGUGGUGGUCUGCCCGAACUGCUCUUCAGAGCUGGGAAUCGGCAACGAAACCAAGCAGCAGAUAUGGGUUGUGAAGCAGUGUGGACAUGUAUACUGCGGCGAAUGUGCCUCCAAUCGGGCAGUCACGCGAGCGAAAAAGAGCACUGCCAAGACGAAGCCAUUCUCCAAAUGCCAGGUCGCCGACUGCGGAAAGCCCGUGAGCUCUCCCAAGGCAAUGUUCCAGAUCUACUUGUAACGAACUCUCCGUGUCAUCUCUCCGUGUCGGCGUUGUGACGAUGGAGCCGUCCGUCCCCUUUCUCUUCCUUUCGGAAGCUUAACGAACAGAUACUUCUCGAUACCCUUAUUGCAUUUUUUUUCUAGGUUGGUUGGGCAUAUUAUUAGGUUUGGUUACUAUAGCAUAGAGCGUUUGGGUAUAGGGUGCACCUUGGCGGUACGUGGAUAAUGACGACUGCGUGCCCGCGGGCAAUGGCGCUCCACAUCAUGGGAUAUUGAAUGAAGACAUUUUUGUACAUAUGAUACAUGAAACAUAUAAUCUAAGCAAAGAAAGCGUC